Molecule: messenger RNA, 865 nt
Organism: Vitis riparia (riverbank grape)
Lineage: Eukaryota; Viridiplantae; Streptophyta; Magnoliopsida; Vitales; Vitaceae
Product: dehydration-responsive element-binding protein 1B-like
Exons: 1
Coding region: 1-756 (251 amino acids)
Biological process (GO): regulation of DNA-templated transcription
Molecular function (GO): DNA-binding transcription factor activity; DNA binding
Source: RefSeq, a predicted model, not a curated record
AUGGACUCGGACCACGAAGAGUUUUCAGCUUCGUCAUCAUCCUCUUCUUCUCGGACAAACUCUAAUCCUUCUGAUUCUUUGCUGCCUCUACAGUGCAUUGGGCACAAGCGGAAAGCUGGGAGGAAGAAGUUCCGGGAGACACGACACCCAAUAUACAGAGGCGUGCGGCAAAGAAAUGGGAACAAAUGGGUGUGUGAAGUGCGGGAACCCCUUAAGAAAUCCAGGAUAUGGCUAGGCACCUUUCCCACCCCGGAAAUGGCUGCUAGGGCUCAUGAUGUGGCUGCCCUAGCGCUUAGAGGCCGCUUUGCUUCCCUCAAUUUCCCCGACUCGGCUUGGCGCCUUCCACGCCCCAAGUCGUCCUCUGCAGAAGACAUACAAGUAGCAGCGCUUGAAGCCACCAAGGCUUUCAACCCAACUGCGCCAUCUUCGUCCUCCUUGGCCUCUGCAUUGGAUAAUAUGUCAGGAGUUGCAGACUCGAAGAAGGUACUAGAAACUUCACCAAAUGUGGAAUCGCCUAAGUUAAAGAGCCAAAGGAUGGUUCUGGAAGUUUCUCCGGUGGAUACUAAGAGGUCAGAGAAGGUUGGAGAUGGUUCAACGCCAGUGUUCAUGGAUGAGGAGGCAAUGUUCAAUAUGCAAGGUUUAAUUAACAGCAUGGCUGAGGGUUUGCUCCUUACUCCACCUGCUAUGUGUAAAGGAUUCAGCUGGGAUGAUGCAACUGAUUCCCACAUUGACUUGUCUUUGUGGAAUGAUGAUUAGUUUGACAUAGGUGCGCUUAGAUUUCAAGUUUCUUUUCUUUCCAUUUCUUGUCAACCAAACAACACUGGCAUACAUUUUUCAUAUCAUACUUGUUUGUUAACUAAAUCAC